This is a messenger RNA of Nannospalax galili (Upper Galilee mountains blind mole rat), 5019 nucleotides long. RefSeq names its product ERCC excision repair 4, endonuclease catalytic subunit (gene Ercc4). Gene Ontology annotation, cellular component: nucleotide-excision repair factor 1 complex. The transcript is spliced from 11 exons. Gene Ontology annotation, molecular function: single-stranded DNA binding; damaged DNA binding; single-stranded DNA endonuclease activity. NCBI's taxonomy places the organism in Eukaryota, Metazoa, Chordata, Mammalia, Rodentia, Spalacidae. The coding region runs from base 573 to 3320 and encodes 915 amino acids. The record is from RefSeq and is a predicted model, not a curated record. Gene Ontology annotation, biological process: nucleotide-excision repair involved in interstrand cross-link repair; double-strand break repair via homologous recombination; resolution of meiotic recombination intermediates.
GGGUAGACUGUGUUCUAUGUCUAGGGGAUCAGAGGAUGCGGAAACAAGAGGCCUUCGGGAUGCAGCCUGAGAGAAAGCAGCCACUUAUCCCAGAGCGCUAAAAGAAUUCGACUCCUUUCGGUUCCUCUCAGGCCAGGCUCAGCCAGCUCUAACCCUCUCGGGCUCGGCUUCUUUCGGCUACAAUCGGUAGGCUCUCCAGUAGGACCCGGCCCUCUUCGGCUAUAUCCUGCCUGCACGCCUCUUGCACUCGGCUUCCUUCGGCUACGUCCGGCUUUCUCUCCUUUUGGACUCGGCUUUCUUCGCCUACAUCCGGCCCGCGCUCGUCGUGGACUCGGCACUCUUCGGCUACGACCGGCUCACGCUCGUCGUGGACUCGGCCUCCUUCGGCUACCUUCGUUCCGCGCUCGGCUUUCCUUAGCUGAGUUCGGCCGCGCGGCGCGCACCUCCUCUUCGGCUGCGUUCGGCCGUCUCUCGCCCGCUCGGGCUCGGCUCGCUUCGGUUGCGUCCGACCACCGCUCGGCUCCGCUCGGCUCUUUCCGCCUGCGUCCGGCCGCGGCCCCGGAAGGGCGCCCAUGGAGCCGGGAUUGCCCGCUGCUCGCAAGGCCAUGGCGCCGCUGUUGGAGUACGAGAGGCAGCUGGUGCUGGAACUGCUCGACACCGACGGGCUGGUGGUGUGCGCCCGCGGGCUCGGCGCCGACCGGCUCCUCUACCAUUUCCUGCGGCUGCACUGCCACCCGGCCUGCCUGGUGCUGGUGCUCAACACGCAGCCGGCCGAGGAGGAGUAUUUUAUCAAUCAGCUGAAGAUAGAAGGAGUGGGGCAUCUCCCUCGCCGUGUGACAAAUGAAAUCGCAAGUAACGGUCGCUAUGAAGUGUACACACAAGGUGGUAUUAUAUUCGCAACAAGUCGAAUACUUGUGGUUGAUUUCUUGACUGAUAGAAUACCUUCAGAUUUAAUAACUGGCAUCCUCGUGUACAGAGCCCACAGAAUCAUCGAGUCCUGCCAAGAAGCCUUCAUCCUGCGCCUCUUCCGCCAGAAAAACAAGCGUGGCUUCAUCAAAGCUUUCACAGACAAUGCUGUGGCCUUCGACACGGGUUUUUGUCAUGUGGAAAGAGUGAUGAGGAACCUUUUUGUGAAGAAGCUCUAUCUGUGGCCAAGGUUCCAUGUAGCAGUCCACUCAUUUUUAGAGCAGCACAAGCCUGAGGUGGUAGAGAUCCACGUGUCCAUGACCCCUGCCAUGCUGUCCAUCCAGACAGCCAUCCUGGACAUCCUAAACGCAUGUCUGAAGGAGCUAAAGGGCCACAACCCCUCCCUGGAAGUGGAAGAUCUGUCACUGGAAAAUGCUCUUGGAAAGCCCUUUGACAAGACAAUCCGCCAUUACCUAGACCCUUUGUGGCACCAGCUUGGAGCCAAGACUAAAUCCUUGGUUCAGGACUUGAAGAUAUUAAGAACUUUGCUGCAGUAUCUGUCUCAGUAUGAUUGUGUUACAUUUCUCAGCCUUCUAGAAUCUCUGAAAGCAACAGAGAAGGCCUUCGGUCAGAACUCAGGUUGGCUUUUUCUUGACGCUAGCACCUCCAUGUUCAUAAACGCUCGUGCAAGAGUUUAUCGUACCCCAGAUGCCAAAAUGAGCAAAAAAGGGAAAACGUCUGAAAAGGUGGAGACUCAAGAAGGGCAAGAAACAAAAAAGGAGCUGGUUCUAGAAAGCAACCCCAAAUGGGAAGCACUGACUGAGGUGCUCAAAGAAAUAGAAGCAGAAAACAAGGAGAGUGAAGCCCUUGGUGGUCCAGGUCAAGUGCUGAUCUGCGCAAGCGACGACCGCACGUGCUCCCAGCUGAGAGACUAUCUGACUGCAGGUGCCGAAGCCUUCCUACUGCGGCUCUACAGGAAGACCUUCGAGAAGGACAGCAAAGCUGAAGAGGUGUGGAUGAAGUUUAGAAAGGAGGACGGUACAAGGAGAACUGUGAAAUCCAACAAGAGACCCAAAGAUGCCCCAAACAAACGGGCUUCUACCAAGGAAAGGACUCUCAAAAGGAAAAAGCGAAAGCUGACUCUAACGCAAAUGAUGGGGACCACUGAAGACCCGCCAGAGGAAGGGGAUGCCGACCAGGGACAUCACAGAGAAAUAAGCAGCAGCCCUGAGAGCUGCCUGGGAGAAAUUAAGCAUGAAGAGUUUGAUUUAAAUUUGUCAUCUGACGCAGCUUAUGGCAUCCUGAAAGAGCCCCUGACUAUUAUCCACCCGCUCCUGGGUUGCAGUGACCCCUAUGCCCUGACAAGGGUACUGCAUGAAGUGGAGCCCAGAUACGUGGUACUGUACGAUGCGGAGCUCACCUUCGUAAGGCAGCUGGAAAUCUACAGGGCCAGUAGGCCAGGGAAACCCCUGAGGGUUUACUUUCUAAUAUAUGGAGGUUCCACGGAAGAACAGCGCUAUCUGACUGCUCUGCGGAAAGAAAAGGAAGCUUUUGAAAAACUCAUAAGGGAAAAGGCUAGCAUGGUUGUCCCUGAAGAACGAGAAGGCAGAGAUGAGACCAACCUGGACUUAGCAAGAGGCACAACAUCCACAAACACUCCUGCAGACACACGCAAAGCCGGUGGCCAGGAACAGAAUGGAACACAGCAGAGCAUCGUGGUGGACAUGCGUGAGUUUCGAAGCGAGCUCCCGUCCCUGAUCCACCGCCGGGGCAUUGACAUAGAGCCGGUGACUCUGGAAGUGGGAGAUUACAUCCUGACACCCGAGAUGUGCGUGGAGCGCAAGAGCAUCAGUGACCUGAUCGGCUCCCUCAACAACGGCCGGCUGUACAGCCAGUGCGUGUCCAUGGCCCGCUACUACCAGCGGCCCGUGCUCCUCAUCGAGUUCGACCCCAGCAAGCCCUUCUCACUCACGCCCCGCGGUGCCUUAUUCCAGGAGAUUUCCAGCAGCGACAUCAGCUCUAAGCUCACGCUCCUCACGCUCCACUUCCCCAGGCUCCGGCUCCUCUGGUGUCCAUCUCCCCACGCCACCGCAGAGCUGUUUGAGGAGCUCAAGCAGAACAAGCCCCAGCCCGACGCGGCCACGGCCAUGGCCAUCACAGCAGACUCAGAAGCCCUCCCCGAGUCGGAGAAGUACAACCCCGGGCCCCAAGACUUCUUGUUAAAAAUGCCAGGGGUCAACGCCAAAAACUGCCGUUCCUUGAUGAACCACGUGAAGAACAUCGCAGAGUUGGCCACGCUGUCGCAGGAGCAGCUCACAAGCAUCCUGGGGCACGCGGGAAACGCCAAGCAGCUCCAUGACUUCCUUCACUCCUCCUACGCAGACGUGGUGUCUACUGGGAAAAUGAGAAAGUGACCAGCACCUGGCCCUCCCUCUGGCCCAGCAUCUCAGCUGCCCUUUGUCAGCCACAGGGGGCCCUUAUUUAUUUAUUUGCACAGCAGUUCUUUCCUGAUGCUUUUUAAGGAUUGUGCAUUGUGUCUCCAAGGUCUUGGGCCAGAAGCCUGGAUUCCUUCCCCAGUCGUGCUGAGGUGUCUUCCUGCCUUUCCUGGCCUGCUCCCUCCCCUCUGUGCCAGGCUUUCUGUAUCCAUUUUUAAAUAAGGUGAUGUAGGAUGAGGCAGAGCUGCCAGUGUAUAUUGCAGGCCCCCACAAAGGAAGCAGAAGGUCGUGUUUGCCACAUGGCCUGGUAAAACACACUAAAACACACUGUGGAGACCAUACUGCUAUCUCCACAGGGCCCCAUGGACCCUGAGAAGGGAGAUCUGUGUUCCUUACCAGCUUCCUCCACCCAUGUUCCUCAGCUUCAUCUCUAACUCACAGGGAUGCCCUGCUACUAAUUUGAGACAUUUCCUCCAGAACUGGUCAACUAGUCUCCUGAUUGCAUACAUGUACAUAGCAUGUUGUAACUUGAUUGUUCCAAACCAAUGUUUUUAAACACAUAAAUGAAUUGAUGAUCUACAAGAUUUGAUGAUGUGAUGGAGGAGUCUCAGUUUUUACACUGUUACACCUCCAAAAUCCCCAGACAUCCCCCUGCCCCAGCACUCUUCCCUGGUGUUAGACACCACCAGCACCCUGAAGCACGCUGCCCUCUCUGUCCACUGCCCAUGUCCCUGUGCUCACCACAUCUCUUUCCCUGGUGAGGAUUCAUUGUGAGCAAAGGAGGGGCCCACAUGCUUUCUAGGUUUCAGUUUCCCCCUUUCCAGUUAAAGAAUUGUACAUACAUAGAUUGACACAGAACACAUAAAAAUUCAGAAGAAAUACUUAGAUACUUACAAACCCGUGAACUGAUCUCAUGGUUGAUUUAGGUGGCUUUUCGCUGAAAUUAAUGCAAGUGAUUCAUAGCAUCUUCAUCACAUUUUUAAACUGUGAUAUAUAAAUAUUAAUUUUAGCUAUUCAUGUGUUUAGUAAUGAGCAGUACAUUUCCUACCUCAAGAGCUGAUACAGACAAUUCUCCAGCCUCACUACACAGUUGAGUGUCCCAUCCCAUCAGCUGUCCUUUGGUGUGUCAUGCUGAACUGGUAGAAAGUGGACCCAGUAGCAAAAUGUCAUCUUCAACUUUUGCAAAAGCACUUUCAACAUUUCCUGUUGGCAUCUUGAUUUAUUGGUAAUUAACAGUACAGUUGUCCCUCAGUAUCCAUGGGGGGAUUGAUCCCAGGACCCUCCAAUGGUAGCAAAGUCUAUGGAUGCCACAGUCUUAUAUAAAACAGCAUAGUAUUUGCUUGUGACCUCUGCCCAGCCUCCUUUUGACUUCAGACUGUCUCUAGAUGGACUGAUGCCAUGAAAGUGAUGUGCUACUCUGCAUUGUGUAGGCAAUAAUGACAAAAAUAAUGUUCGGUACAGAUACAUUUGUGUCCUCAAAUAUUUCUAGUCCUUUGUUGGUUUCUUAUUUGGUUAUGGAAGACUGAUGGGAGUAGAGGGAUCCUGCAUUCUCUACAAGGGUACUUCAGAAAUGAAUUGAGGGUGUUAAGAACCACUGAGUUAUCAUAGAGUUUUAUAUGGUGAUAUAGAAAAUGGGGUUAAGAUAAAAAAUUAAGAUGGGAUAAAGAUUUGAACUGCU